UAUAAGAAGAAGUACUUUAAUGAAUGAAUUAAUGUAUAUUUCAUGUAGUUAACAUGAAAAAGCAUUUAAAGAGAAACCUCUGCCAACUUUACCACAGUGCCAAUGUUCAUUCACAUUCAUGAAAUAAUCCACAUUCAUGUUUAUUUCAUGCAUCAGAUCCAGAUGUUGUUCUUGAUUUUGACCAGUCCACACAGUAACAUCGUUCUAUAUGAGGAACUGACAUUUUAGCUCAUUUAUUUACAUAAAUGUCCACAACUCCCCUAUCUUGCAAGGUUACAUCAUCAAAAAACAUUCUUAACAUUUUGAGUUAAACUGGCCACAGACAGACAGUCACAAAACAUAAACUUCCUGGUGGCGGUAGCUUCACUGCACUUGUAGAAAUCGACUAAUUCAGUCAUUCUCAGAAAUACUGUUAUGUAUGCCGCUGGUGUACAGUUCAAGUAAGGUUUAUGUUUAUGUUACGUUUAAAGAUCACAAGAUUACAAAAAGAUUGUUAAAGAUUACAAGAACAAACAGGAUUGAAAUAAAAAAAUUAUAACAUCAACAAAUUGUCAAGUGUGUUUUUUUUCAUAUGCUAAAGGCUAUAAGGUAGGAAGCUGGGUUCCUUUCGUUAGUAUUUCAAUAACUGGACCAGCUCUUAUCACAAUACACACUUUUUAACUUAAUUUGAACUAUGACUUUUCAGCCUACAUACUGCCCAAAACCGGCAUGUAAACAAACACUGUACAAACUCCAUAGCUCAAGAGUGAAUGUAUAAAUCUCUUUGUAGGAACAAUUUUAUUGUCUGAUAGAUGUGGUAUGUAUUUCUUGGCUAACAUUAUUUAGCUUCCUGAGGACUUCAGAUUAGGCUUGUGCCAAAUAGUGUUAGAUGCAGAAAAAAUAUAACAGAACAAGAACCAAAUGAGACAAUAAAAAAUAGAAUUAGAUAUAUGGCACAAAAACUAAAUUCAUUUAAAUAUAAGAACAAUAAUGGUGGCAUAAUGUGUAAGACUAGUAUCAGUUCUUAUGAUCAAGAGAACAAAAUAUUCUCAUGAAACAAUUAUUGUAAGACCAUGAAUCAACAGUUGUGAGUGAGACUCUGUUCUUGUCAUCCUGUUGUGAUUUGAUUGCUGUUCAUAUUUGGCUGACCUAUGUUGUUAAGUUUUGUUUGAACAUGCUGAACUGGAUCCAACCUUCCACUAAAUUCCAGCCUGGUGCAAAGUGCUCGCUGUCUCUCCACCAGCAUCGUCUGUGUUUGAUAGCAGGUGAGUGAAUGGGCGGGAGUUGCUGGUGACGCUGCUGCUGAAAAUCCAAAACAUUCCCAGUUGUAAUGAUCAUUAACAGAGGUCACUUCUGGAAAACAUCUACUGAGAUUCCCGAGAGGAGCAUCUUUUUCCACCUGUUUACCAACACUCUCUUCAGACCCUCUUCAUGGUGUAUAUUAUAUACUGUGGGACUUGAGUACUGUUCUUCUAGCAUGUUUACCUGAAGUGAACCGCUGCGUUCUGACUGGGGGAGGGGAGCUACAAAGACUCUGGCUGAACCCUGCAAAUGAAGGAAAUGUAGACUAAUUUAUUUCUCAAUAACCUGUGCUUUUCAGGCUGGCUAAACACAGAAGUUUAGUAUAAACCUGCAUUGUGUCCUCUUUCCAGCUUGUUCCAUAUGGUUUUUUGUUUUUGACUGUUCCAGGCCAUUCAGAAAAGGAACCCCCCUCAUUGUGCUGUGAAAUCUUUGUUGAACUGUACAUUGCCAGCUUUUGUAGCCACAUAGCACAAAGUCAGUUUCAGAUAAACUGGCUCAAUUUGUGUGGUCAGCCUAUUCUCCCUUUCCACCUCCCAACAGGAUUAAUCUCAUCAACACUUUUAAGAUUAAAAAUAGCCAUGCAAACUGCAUGGCAAAGUCUUGAUGUAAGGGAUUUAUUCUGGAAAGCUCAAGGUGACAUUAAGCAUAAGCCAUGGGUGACUGGACCAUACUUGGUCGCUUCCUGUCGGAGGUUCAGAAUCACUCUACAGUGAUAGGCAAGAUCUGGCUCACCAUGCUGCUCAUUUUCCGUAUCCUGCUGGUGGCAUUGGUGGGUGACGCUGUCUACAGCGACGAGCAGUCAAAGUUCACCUGUAACACACGGCAGCCCGGCUGUAGCAACGUCUGCUAUGACACAUUUGCUCCUGUUUCACAUCUGCGGUUCUGGGUCUUCCAAAUUGUGCUGGUCUCCACCCCAUCUAUUUUUUACAUAGUUUUUGUUCUGCAUAAAAUCGCCAAGGAUGAGAGGCAAGCUGACCAAAGCGCACAUGUGUUAGCACAGAGGCCCCCCAGACAGACAGGUGGACACAUGGGAAAGGAUGGCAUAGUGAGUCCUGGCAUGCCCACUUACUGUCCACAUUACACAGAGGAUUGGGACAUGAGGGAUAGCGAUGGAUUAGAAGAAAGCUUUCUGGCACAGGAUUGUGGCGAAUUAGAGGAGGACCCAACCCAGCAGUCCAACCAAGUUCUACUUAUCUACAUUCUUCACGUGUUACUACGAUCUGUCAUGGAGAUAACCUUCCUGGUGGGCCAGUACUUCCUGUUUGGUUUUGAGGUGCCUCACCUGUACCGCUGUCAGACCUACCCUUGCCCUACCCGUACAGACUGUUUUGUGUCACGUGCCACGGAGAAGACUAUCUUCCUGAACUUCAUGUUCAGCAUCAGCCUGGGCUGCUUCGUGCUCAACAUCGCAGAGCUCCACUACCUUGGCUGGGUCCACAUUUUCCGCGUCCUCCACUCAACUUGCUCGACUUGCUGCAGUCAGGACAGGGAAAUGGUCAGACUGUACUCAAACCACAACCCUCUCCUGCUGCAUUUCAGGCAUUCUCUGAGGGGCCAGCUUGUUCUGCAGACCCCAGCAGCCAUGGUCCCAGAGAAGUCAGUAGGUCUGCUUACACAUGCCCCAGCUAUCUCCUUUGAGACAGACUCCACUGUGGAAUGCAUCUCCAAGAGAAAUCCAGAGAGCAGAGACAAAGUGAAGGUCAAGUUGGCCAACAUGACCAGAAUGGGACGUAUUAAGUCUUGGUUAUGAGACAUUGAAAGACCAUGAGACAUUGUGCUGUAGUUAAAUCUGUGAAAACACUUCUGGGCUGCACAUGUGUGCAACAUUACCACUUGUCCUGAGUGACCCAAUCACAAGUGGACAACUCACACGGUGUCCAGUAACCACCUGUGAUUGGAUCUCAUAUGCAAAGGAGAACAUGUGCAUUUACCAGUAAUGUGCAGUUGGGAAUGCUCUUGCUGUGUCUGAGUUGAAGUUGGCUGAAGGUCAAACAAUUCAACCAGCUGAGCUAUAGCAGUUUUGUUUAUUUUCAAAGACAUUGUGAAUGUGCCUGAUUCUUGCAGUUCUUGCAUUUCUUGCCAGUGUAGCAUUGUGGGAAAGUAGUGUACACACACAGCACACUCAGUAAACAAGCAUGUUUUAGAGAGUAUCUUUUUGUCCCUACAUGUGACGCUUAACUCCUUAGUUAUCUUGCUGUAAAUGAACUCAGGUGUUUUUUUUAUCCACAGAAAUGUAAAAAUUCAUGGUGAGUUCAUACAAUACAUAGUCAGAGUUUACUGAGCACUUUAUUAAGAACAUCUGUCCAGCUGCAUUCAUUUAAACGGGCAUCAUGUGGCAACAUGUAAUGGGAGUUUUUCGACUCUGUUGAACAUGACACAUGUCUGUAUAUACACUGUAUAUAUAUAUAUAUAUUUUGAAGGAGUGGACAUGAUUAUGCCAUUACAUUAAAGGUAUCUUUUCAAAGUUUAAAA
This is a messenger RNA of Solea senegalensis (Senegalese sole), 3753 nucleotides long. RefSeq names its product gap junction delta-2 protein. The record is from RefSeq and is a predicted model, not a curated record. The transcript has 2 exons. Gene Ontology annotation, biological process: cell communication. Gene Ontology annotation, cellular component: connexin complex. Lineage: Eukaryota; Metazoa; Chordata; Actinopteri; Pleuronectiformes; Soleidae. The coding region runs from base 1934 to 3031 and encodes 365 amino acids.